Hipposideros armiger (great roundleaf bat) is the source of this 1488-nucleotide messenger RNA. It is a transcript of the gene NTMT1, whose product is annotated as N-terminal Xaa-Pro-Lys N-methyltransferase 1. The transcript is spliced from 4 exons. Gene Ontology annotation, molecular function: N-terminal protein N-methyltransferase activity. Gene Ontology annotation, cellular component: cytoplasm. The coding region runs from base 208 to 879 and encodes 223 amino acids. The record is from RefSeq and is a predicted model, not a curated record. Lineage: Eukaryota; Metazoa; Chordata; Mammalia; Chiroptera; Hipposideridae.
UUACGUGAGCGGACAAAGGCAGCGCGCCCCGCGAGGUGUAGCGUCUGGCAGUGGUCUGACGGAGGUGGUUGUGGGCUUGUGGGGUCGUCGCUGCCACCGUCCUCCCUUCCACUUCCCCGCUCUCUUCUCCCGGGUCCUGGGAGGCCCCGCCCGGGGAGACACCAUUGCCAAGUUUGGUGUCUCAGCAGAAUCGUGGUUGGUGACAGCAUGACGAGCGAGGUGAUAGAAGAUGAGAAGCAAUUCUAUUCGAAGGCCAAGACAUACUGGAAAGAAGUCCCAGCGACCGUGGACGGCAUGCUCGGGGGGUAUGGCCACAUCUCCGCCAUCGACAUCAGCAGCUCCCGGAAGUUUCUGCAGAGGUUUCUGAGGGAAGGCCCGAACAGGACGGGAACCUCCUGUGCCCUGGACUGCGGUGCUGGCAUCGGGAGGAUCACCAAACGGCUGCUCCUGCCGCUCUUUGGAGUGGUGGACAUGGUGGACGUGACCGAGGACUUUCUGGUCAAGGCCAAGACCUACCUGGGUGAGGAGGGCAAGAGGGUGAGGAACUACUUCUGCUGUGGCCUCCAGGACUUCAGCCCAGAGCCUAACUCUUACGACGUCAUCUGGAUCCAGUGGGUGAUAGGCCACCUGACUGAUCAGCACCUGGCCGAGUUCCUGCGGCGCUGCAAGCGGGGCCUGCGCCCCAAUGGCAUCAUUGUCAUCAAAGACAACAUGGCCCAGGAGGGCGUGAUCCUGGACGACGUGGACAGCAGCGUGUGCCGCGACCUUGAGGUCGUCCACAGGAUCAUCCGCAGCGCGGGCCUCAGCCUGCUGGCCCAGGAGCGGCAGGAGAACCUUCCGGACGAGAUUUACCACGUGUACAGCCUAGCCCUGAGAUGAGCAGGGGCCGGCAGGAGGGGAACCAGUGCAGGGGUGGGGGGUGGCGGCCGGUGCUACCCAGAGGCUCCAUGUUGAUGGGGGCCACUCAGUAUUCCUGCCUGGUGUCCCCUCACUACACAGGCUCUUCUUAAAAACGACAGGACCCAGUGGGAGGGGUGCGGCUGUGUGGACAGCGAGUUGGGAGCCUGGCUCUGCUGCCUGGACUGGGCAGUGCGGGCCUGUGCAACGCUGACGCCAGGGCCCCUGGUGCUCCCCAUGUGGGAAUAUAGUGAUCCGUCAGGAGCGGAGAGCUGGAGCUCCGUUACCACCACCGGGCCUUCCAGCCACAGGCCUGGCUGCCUUAAGAGGAAGAGAACCUCCCUUUCCGUGGCUGCUGAGGACUCCGUGGCUGCUGAGGACACCCCCUGGGGAGAGAGGAGCAGGCUGCUGGAGCCUGGAGCCUGCCCGUAUGGUGUGGCUGGUGGGAAAUUUGUGUGCUUUGGUGAUGGGGCCCACGUGUCCUUAACGGGAUCAUCACAACAGCCCGCAGCAAGGGGAGAAGCCGGUAGCCUCAUUCUUGGCGGGCAUUUUCAGUAAAAAAUAAAAGGGUGUACCCCCAUGCUGUGAAGG